GAAUGGGGAAAAGUGUCUGAUAGACCUACUUAUUCUAACUGGAAUAUAGGAGGCGAUGCUAUCCAGUUUGACUGUAGCGCAGCGCUUCUGAUCUGAAGAACGUGCCCAUACAUUUCCCAGACUGCAGCAGUAACAACAGGAAGUGUACCGCUUGGCUAAGGAGUUUAUCGCUAAGUGACCGAUUCACCUGAUUUCCGUAGCAUUUAAAUAGCUAACCUUGUUGAUCCGCUAGCUGUAACGAUAGCUAGCUAAUAUCUGACUGACAACUGCCCAACUACACCAUUCCGAUUAAGCGUGCUUGGAAGGAAAGUGUACCUUUUCAAACAGGGAUGACGUGUUCAUUAGAAAAUGUAUUGUCAGACGCCAAGUCGCUGGUGGAAAGACUCCGCAACCAUGACAAUGCAGCGGAGGUACUUAUCGAACAGACAACGUCCCUUAACAAGAGGGUGGAGGCCAUGAAACAGUAUCAGGAGGAGAUUGAGUCGCUGAACCAGGUGGCCCGGCAUCGGCCCCGUUCCAGUCUCGUCAUGGGCAUCCAGCAGGAAAACCGGCAGAUCCGUGACCUACAGCAGGAAAACAAAGAGUUGAGAACAUCCCUGGAGGAACACCAGUCGGCCAUAGAGCUCAUCAUGACUAAAUACAGGGAACAGGUCUUCAGACUCCUCAUGGCCAGUAAGAAGGACGACCCAGCCAUCGUCACCCAAUUAAAGGAGCAGCACACCACUGAAAUGCAAGCACACAUAGACAAGAUCAAUGAGAUGGCUACGGUGAUGAGGAAGGCUAUCGAAGUGGAUGAGGGGAGGUUGUGUGAAGACGAGGAGAGGAUUAAGCAACUAGAGCUGGAGAACAGUGGUCUUCGUGAGCUGCUAGGGAUCAGUCGAGAGGCCUUCCUAGUUCUGACGAGAGAGGAGGCCUCGGAUAGCACAUCCCUGUCUGCCCUGUUGACCAGCGCUGACAUCAGCCUCCGGAAGAGUUAGGCCCACACCAGCACUAGCUUGGAGUGUGUGUGUGUGUGUGUAUAUAUGCCCCCCCGCUGCCACCUUGUACAGCCCAUGCCCCCCAAUCACCUACAGCCACACAAACUCCCAGAGGGCACUCAACAAUGAACGAAGCCCCAGGUCAUACUGCCGCCCACCUGUCACACUACAAUGGAGAUAUACAUUAGGAAGCCUCUUGAGACAAAUGGGAAAAUCCUCCAGCAGUUUAGUCUGUCAUGCAGUUUUUGUGUUGGCAUGCAUUGUGCUAUCUGAUGAGCCUGUGGGGUUUUAAAGUGUGAAAGUGCUGCUGUUGAAUGACAAUAAAACACUUGAAAGAAACAUGUUAAAGUUUGGCUAGUGCCCUCUAGCUGAAACCCAGUGGUGAAAAUACUGUAUGUGUGAACAGGACUCGUUUGAAUGCACAACUUACUGUAUGUAGACUAAAUUGGACCUAAUGGUUGCACCAUGAUACAUUACAAUGUAACUGAUGACACAUUUUGGGAACAGAGGAGCAGAGAAAUGAACAAGCGAUUUUUAGGAAAAACAAUUUAUCAAAUAAUUUCUCACACAACAAAACAGAAACACAGACAAACAGCCCAUUUUAAAACAUGACAAGGUAAGUACCUAAGAGCUGUAGUGAAAAAUACUGAAAGGCAACCUUAACCUUUAAGAAAGCUUCAUCAGUAAUCUUAGUGCAUAGAAGCAUUUCCUAGUGAGGCAUUUCAACAGAAUGGCUAUAACUUUACAAUGUCGGCCUCACCCCUGUGUGUUUUGGUUUGGAAACUGAGAAAAGUAGAAAUGGCCAUUUCUACUUGCAUUUCAAUCUUUCAUCCUUGACACUAAUCCUAAUCUGAAUCCUGUCAGGUGAUAAAAGAUCAAUACAUUUUAAUUCAACAUCCUGUCGUGGCGAGGAUUUACAAAAUCACUGGUGGGAUAUUACACUGCAUCUGAGGAUACCUUGUUUUGCACAAGAGGAAAGAAUCUCAAAUGAUCCACUUAAGCUUCAAUAUUACAUUUGGAGGAAAAACUGACAUUGUUCAUGGAAUGUAUUAAUAAACCAUGUCAUGUGACUCUGCAGGCAAACUCCUUAUACACAUCAUUAAUGCCUCAAGCCAGCUUUUCAUACCAAAGCACAUACUGGGUGGGUAAUGAGAGAGAAAGAACCUAAAGAAAAGUCCCAGAAGACAUAUUGGACUCCCUUAAAAUCAGUGUUUCCCCUAGGUUCAAUUAGCGGUGGCCCACCGCUGCAAUAAAUUACCGAGGCAUGCUUUUAAAGGGAUAGUCAUUGGCUCAAAUGAUUGGAUGUCUAUGGGAACAGCUGGCAGGACAUUGUGCUUACAAUAUCUAGCAAUGCAGCUACCCUUGCACCACUGCUAAAAAAAAGUCAUAGGGGAAACACAGGAAAUGCUUUACCAAACGAAAGCUGGCAAGAGAGAACAUAAACAGCAGGCCCACUUUAAUGAAGCGUUAGGCCACCUGACAGAGAAAUAGAGGCUGUGGCACUUGUCGUUUGCUCUUCCUGCUACUGCUUAACACUUCAGGAAAUACUACUCACCAUUUCCUAUAAACAUCAGUGUUCAGGAUCCACCUAAACCUACCACUUGUGGUUUAUGAUUUUAGAGUGCUAUGUCCAUGAAAUCAAGAGAGGAUACAUUUUAGGCUGCAAGUUCCCACUCAUACCUCUAAUAGUGUUUGAUUCAACAACUAUGUUUCACAAAAAGGGCCCCCAAAACACAUUUCAAUAUAACAGCUCUCAUAUUUCUUAAAAAUGUAAUUGUUCAUAUUUGUAGAAAGCAAAGAAAAAAAGUGGCCUCUAAAUACAGUUUUACAAAACAUGGUGUAAAAGUGACCGUUUGCAUUUGAAAAUGUUGACAAAACAUUAAAAACAAUUUACAUCCAUUGGAGCCUAAAUGGGCAUACCCAGAACUCCGACAGUGGUGUCAUACCCAUUAAAACUGGGGGGGACAUAUGCCCUCCAAUUUCAUUGAGUGUUAUUAAGAUAAACAAAGUAUACUUACUUUUACACAAAAUGAAUACCUACCUACCAAAUGUUGCUGUCAAAGCCACCUCAAAAUGACUGGCUGCAUGAUGCAUCUCCAUCUUAAGGUUCCAAAUGUUUUCUUGUGCUAUUCAGUGGUACUAAAACACAUAUGUUGCCCAUACUGGUAUGCUGUAACCCUAGUUGUUUAAAGGCACUGUGAUGUACUAGGAGAGAGGGUGCCCAACUAUUUUGGCACAAUAUUAUGUGGCAGCGGUAACAGCUUCCUCAGUACCGUCUAAGAAAAUGCAGCCAAAUAC
This is a messenger RNA of Oncorhynchus tshawytscha (Chinook salmon), 3275 nucleotides long. Its product is annotated as FGFR1 oncogene partner 2 homolog. The coding region runs from base 330 to 977 and encodes 215 amino acids. Gene Ontology annotation, biological process: response to wounding. NCBI's taxonomy places the organism in Eukaryota, Metazoa, Chordata, Actinopteri, Salmoniformes, Salmonidae. The record is from RefSeq and is a predicted model, not a curated record. The transcript has 7 exons.